This is a messenger RNA of Theileria parva strain Muguga, 1011 nucleotides long. It is a transcript of the gene METTL18, whose product is annotated as putative methyltransferase family protein. The record is from RefSeq and is a predicted model, not a curated record. The transcript is spliced from 3 exons. NCBI's taxonomy places the organism in Eukaryota, Apicomplexa, Aconoidasida, Piroplasmida, Theileriidae. The coding region runs from base 1 to 903 and encodes 300 amino acids.
AUGGAAUCUAGCUUGGAGUUUAGAGUAGAGGAUCUUCUACAGAGAACUGAAAUAUAUUCAGUUAAAAAAUACGAUUAUACUGUAGAUAAAUUACCCUUUUCAAAAUUUCACAAACUUUCAAAGGAAUCCAAUGAACUCAUUACCAAAGUCACAUUUCCUGAGUUCAAACACCAACAAAAAAAUGUAUCUCCCGGCUCCUAUGAAGGUGGGUAUACAAUCUGGGAAAGUACUUGGAUUCUCUUGGUAUUCCUAGAUAAUAUUAAGGAAUUAAAUUCGUUAUCAGUGUUAGAAUUGGGAUCCGGAAUUGGAGUUUGUGGAGCAUUUUUAGGGCUGAAAGGACAUAAUGUAACAUUUCAAGAUUUAAAUUUAAACGUUAUUGAGAAGGGAUUAAUUCCUAACAUAGCAAUGAAUGAAUCCACAGCGUAUAAUAUGGAUAAAAAUGCCAUAGUUAGAAUUAAUUUAAAGGUAUUAUAUGAAGAUAAUGAUAAGAAUCUGGUACACAUUUCUGCUGGUUUUCAUAACGAGAAAUCAAGUAAUAGUUAUGAAAUUGUGGCAGGAGAUUGGAACAAUUUGGUGGAUGAUAAAACAAUUUUAGGAAAUUUUAAAAAUAAAUUUGAUUUAAUAAUCACAUCAGAGUGCAUUUAUAGAACUGAAAAUUAUGAGUCUAUAGUUAAAAUGGUGUUGAGCUUUAUGAAGGAAAGUGGCAGAGCAUAUGUAGCAACAAAGAGGUUCUAUUUUGGCUUAACGGGAGGAACGUUCCAAUUCUUACAAUACGUAAAAGAAUCAAACUUCUGUAACAACUACAAACUGUGUGGAAAAAUCAUUAAAUCAGUGGAACCUAAAAAUAGCUCCAAUGUAAUUGAUAUAAUAGAAAUAACAAAGGUCCCAAAUGUAAGUAUUUAAAAGGUGGAAUCUAAUUGAAUUUAUAUGUGUUGUCGAUUAUUUAACAACGUUGUAAAAAAGAGGGUGGAAUGAAAGUAUAGAGAUAUUCCGGACACAUUUUGAAAAAAC